Symbiodinium sp. CCMP2592 is the source of this 4329-nucleotide messenger RNA. Lineage: Eukaryota; Dinophyceae; Suessiales; Symbiodiniaceae. The record is from the annotation of a GenBank genome assembly.
AUGUGGGCAUAUGGACGGCAGGCAUGCUCCUUUCCGGAGUGGUCGCGAACUGGAACAUCCGCCGUCACGGCGUAUGGUUGCAACCACGAAUGGCGCAAGGCAAUCCACGUGUUGGAGGACCUUCGCCGCAACGGCCUGCAGGUGAAUGCCGCCCCGUUCAAUGCCGCGAUACGCGCAUUGCGCAUCGAAUCCGGGACUAGGAGCCGGACUUGCGAGCGUCGAUGGCAGAUGGCAUUGACUGCGGCAGAGGAGCUCAUGCUCUUCGGUCCGGAACCGGACUCUUUCACGCUGAACACAGCGGUCAGUGCUUGUGCAUCGGCACGCGCUUGGCAAGCAGCAGCUUCCACCAUCAAAGUCGCACAGCGGUGGCUGGAUGUCAUGCCAGACUCCAUAAGUUUAAUUACUGCGAUGUCUGCAUGCGAGCGUGCGCAGGAGUGGGAACAAAGUCUGGCAUUAUUUUACAGCGAGAUGCCGCGGUUGCGCAUCGAACCAACAUUGGUGUCCUUCAAUGCUGCAAUCAGCACUUGUGCUGCUGCUGGCCUAUGGCAGGCGGCGUUGCAUCUUCUGGAAUCAAUGUCCGGCUGCCGACUGCGCCCAGACGUUGUGAGUUGCAACUCGGUGCUUACAUCCUGCGGCCGCGGCUUCGAGUGGCGACGAGCCGUGCAGUUGCUGCGGACGAUGUUGCGAGGAGAACCCAGGCCGCCGGACCUGGUCUCCUUUAACACGGCCCUUUCAGCUGUCGCCAACAGCAGGGAAAGAGGCGACUGGGAGCGAGCCCUUGCCUUGCUCGAGGAGAUCCAGCGGGAGCGCCUCCUUCCGGAUCUCAUAAGUUUCAACACGGCGAUGGACACCUGCACUGGAUCACAGCGCUGGGAGGUGGUCCUGCAACUCCUGGAGGACCUUCGGCAACAUGGCCUCCGAGCAGACCUCCAUACCGCUACCGCCGCAGCCAGUGCGUGUGCUCACGGCGAGCAGUGGCAAUUGGGCCUUUUCCUGGCGGACGUCUGUGCUUGCAGACAUCGGCCAGAUGUGCAGCUGUACAGCACGAAGCUCUUCCUUUGCGAGAAGGGGUUCCAGUGGGAACUCGCUCUAGAUCUCCUUUCGAGGAUGCUUGGCGACAGCAUUGCCUUGGACUCGAUCUCCUCGAGCAUCGCAAUCCGAGCAUGCGCCACCCGUCGCAGUUGGGACUUGGCAUUGUGGGUGCUCAAUGAGCUCUGUGGCCGUGACAGAGAUCCUGGAGCCAAAGCCUAUCUUGCUGCCGUGGAUGCGCUGGAGGCCAGCAAUGGUCCACCGGCAUCUCCCGAGCUCUUCGAAGAUGUUUGCGGUAUAGAGCGUGUCUCCUGCAACCGGGCUCCGGGCCUGGCUCAGAGUGACAGUUGGGCAGAUGACGCGGCCACCAUGAAUCGGAGGCCACAGCCGAUCGCCUUCCCCCAAUCGCCCGCCAGCGCACCAAAGGUCGACAAGAAGACACUGCCGACAGCCACUGACAAGACGGGCACUUCGCCCUCCAAAGCGAGCAGCCGAAGCUCGGUCCGGGUGCAGGACGAGGACCUCAAAGGCUUCUCCUUGAUCAAGUACCUCCAGGUCUUGGCUUCCCAGAACAGGAAGAAGGCUUGGGUGGACCUCCAGUUUCUGAGGAAUGUCUUGCAGUCAUUUAACAGGAAGCACCUCAAUGAGCGAGAGGAUGUGUUCGGGUACACCUCGCUUGCGCUGGCAAGCAGUGUUGGCCACGAGGGCGUUGUGAAUCUACUGUUGGAGGCUCAGGCCGACUCGAAAGUGAAAUGCAACCUUGGAAAUACACCCCUCCACUUGGCAUCUCGAGCAGGUCACGUUGCUGCGGUGCAGGUGCUUGUGCAGCACAAAGUUGCUCUGGACUCCAAGAACAGUGAAGGUUGGACGCCGCUCAUGUGGGCAUCCAUGUCUGGGCGUGCUGACGUGGUCGCUGCCCUGCUGGCGGCACAUGCAGAGGCGAAGUUGAAAGACUCCCAGGGCAUGACCGCAUUGAUGUGGGCUACCCGUCACGGUCAUGUGGACGUCAUGAGGUUGUUACUGGGUGACGGGCCAGACCUCAGCAUAACGGAUUUUGGAGGUCACAGCGUGAUGCACCACGCGCGGCAGCACAAGGCGGCCAGGAAGAUGCUCGAGCGCUUCGAGGCGCUGAAUCGACGGUUGCUCCACUCCGCGAAAUCCGGGGACCUCAACGAAGCGUCUAUGGCACUUGAGGCCGGUGCCUUUGUGGACACACUGGAUGCUGACGGCGCGAGUCCCUUGCUUCAUGCUGCGUCCCAGCGAAACUUGUCCAUGGUCCGCCUACUGACGCGCCACGGAGCGGAUCCGAGCUUGGAGGCCUCCCGGGCAAGUUCUCCCUGGCUUCGAAAUGCAGAGUAUCAGACAUCGAUCCAGGAGGUCCUUCGCGAUGCGGUGAAGGCGAACAAGCUUCUGGUAUCUGCUGCCAAGGAGGGAUGGUGGAAGGGCGUCUUCCAGGCCAUCGAGCACGGGGCGUGGCUGGAGAUACCAGACGAGUCGCAAAAGACGCCGCUUGGCUGGGCUGCAAGCCAUGGCAGUGUUCAAGCGGUUCGGCAGCUUAUACAGGCUCGCGCCUCUUUACACGCCCGCGAGCAGUGCGGCUGGACUCCUAUCCAUUGGGCGGCUCACAGAAAUUGGGCAGAGGUGGCCUCAGUGCUCCAUUACCACAAUGCUGACGUGCACGCCAAGGCUUUUUCGGGUGAUACCAUAGUUCACUUGGCGGCGAAAAGCAAUCACUGCUUCAGCUUGGUGCUGCUGAGUUGCGCAUCGGCCAGCUUGGACGUCAAGGGCUUUGAAGGGCGGACACCGCUGCAAGCCACCGCAAUAGGCGGUAAGGUUGCGGCCAUGCUCUGUCUGCUGAAGUUGCGGGCUGACGCAAGCGUCCGAGGCGAAGGUGGGCGGAGCCUAACGGCGCUUGCAGCACUGCAUGGCCAGCAUGCUCUGCUGGAUGCGCUCUUGGAGAAAACCUCAGGCGGUCCUGUGGCUGCACGAAGUGAGAAGGCUACAUCGAAGAGGAGGAAAGAGCAAGAAGUUUCGGAGAAAGCUGGCUCAAAGCUAGAGAAGGUGGUGGAAUUUCCAGAAGCCGAGGAAGUCCCCAGCCAAUCUACUGGCAAGCCGAGGAAAGCCGAGGGCCAUAGCAAAGACGCAGACAAGGAGCAUACCAAGAAGGAUGGAAGUGAGAGAAAGCCAAGUCCCACUCGAAGCCAUGCAGGAAAGGACCAGCGCAAGGAUCCGAAGGAAGCCAAAGACGACCCUGAAUCAAAAGGCAUCAGGGAGGGCUCGCACCUCGAGGUGCCGAAGAACAGCGCCAGGGGGAAGCUUCAGAAGGAGGGGAGCAAAGCUCACCUGGAGCCUACUGAGCCAGCUGAGUCGGUAUCAGCUGUCUCGCAGCAAAGCUGGCGCAGCCGAAAAACGGAUGUCACUGAAGAUGAGGACGUUGAGGGCGAGGAUGGCAAAAAGACCAAAAGGGUCAAGGUACAGAAGCAGCUGGACAUGGCACUGUACGAGCAAGCCGAGGCCUUCAACAAGACGCUUCCAGCAAAAGUUGAUUUCAGUGUGUCGCAGGCUCUGGCAGAAGUGGACGACGAUGGCCGAACUCCGCUCGGGCUGGCGGUGCAGGCCGGCCAUGUGCGCGUGACCUCCCUUCUCUUGGACAGAAAGGCCUCUUUGGAGGUGGCUGACAAAACAGGCAACACGAUUCUCAUGCUGGCAGCGCGAGGUUCGUCUCGCACCACUCUGAUGAUUGUAGAGCACCUCCUGGCGGCACGUGCAGAUGUGCAGGCUCAAAACGAUGACAAAUGCACUGCGGCGGACGUCGCCAAGGUACCGAAGGUGCGGGAACUACUCAAAAAUCAGAUCGAGCGGCUCCAGGUCGGCAAAAAGCUUGGUCAGUCGCAGAGCCUUCCCGCUUUGAAGGCUCCUGCGCCUGAGAGGAGGAAUAGCCGGAAUAGCGAGUCGGAAGAGCCUCCUUCGCAGACGACAUCGUUGCCAGGUGGACGAGUUCGUCUCGAACAUUUGCCCGCCAAUGUUCCGCCAGACAUUUUGGAGGACGCAAUCCUUACCUUGGUGAGCCUGCGUCGUGCACCGCAACCCAGGGCGAUCGAAGUUGCAGUGCACCCCAUCACCCAACGAACGCUAGGCCACGCUUACGUGGACUAUGAUGACGAGGUGUUGGCAAUACAGCUUGCCGAUGCCAAAUGCGAUGCCAAGAAGGAUCCGUUUCGAGGCACAGUGCAGCUCCUCAAAGAGGAAUGCUUUCGCCCCAUGCGCCGAGCCUCUCGAGCCUCUCAGGGAUCCUUGUGA